Bursaphelenchus xylophilus (pine wood nematode) is the source of this 2473-nucleotide messenger RNA. NCBI's taxonomy places the organism in Eukaryota, Metazoa, Nematoda, Chromadorea, Rhabditida, Aphelenchoididae. The record is from the annotation of a GenBank genome assembly.
AUGUUUCGCUGGCAGACCCUUGGGCGUUUAAGCAACAUCUACAAAGUAUGUUUUUGUUUGUAGCUUGACGUAUUUUUUAGAAUGUGUUUAGUUCUUCGCGGCUGAGCUCCGCAGCUGCAGAAGCAGUUGAAAUAGGGAAGAUUAGACCAAACAAUAAAAUCAGAAAUAUCGGAAUAUCUGCACACAUUGAUUCCGGGAAGACGACAGUGACCGAGAGGAUAUUGUUCUAUGCCGGACGUAUAAAUUCGAUGCACGAGGUCAGAGGGAAGGACGAUGUUGGUGCAACCAUGGACUUUAUGGAGUUGGAGAAACAACGGGGAAUCACAAUCCAAUCAGCGGCGACGUAUGUGGAUUGGCAUGGUACUAAUAUUAAUAUCAUUGAUACUCCCGGUACGUUUAUCCCCGUUAUUUUUUUAUUUGUCGUUCAGGUCACGUUGACUUCACAGUCGAGGUUGAACGAGCUUUGAGAGUAUUAGAUGGGGCUGUUCUGGUGUUAUGUGGCGUUGGUGGGGUUCAAUCACAGACUUUCACCGUCAAUCGACAAUUAAAUAGGUAUAACGUUCCGUUCUUGACCUUUGUAAAUAAGUUGGACCGAACCGGAGCGGAUCCAAGGAGGGCCAGAGAAGGUCUUCGACAUAAGUUACACCAUAAUGCGGCUUUUAUCCAAAUGCCAAUAGGAAUGGAAGGUGAUUUCAAAGGAGUUAUCGAUCUCGUCGAGGAAAAUGCGAUCUAUUAUGAAGGACAGGAUGGCCUGAUUGUACGAAAAGACGUAAUUCCAAAAGAACUUAGAGCGGAAGCGCAUGACUUGCGGCAAGAAAUGAUUGGUAUGGGUUGAAAUGCGUUACUAAUAUAAUUUUAGAAUACCUGGCAAAUUCUGAUGAAACUAUUGGUGAUCAAUUUCUGAACGAAAUAAACCCCACUGCGGAUGAUAUUCAUGCGGCCAUCAGAAGGACAACUAUUGCUCGCACGUUUGUUCCAAUCAUGAUGGGAACUGCUUUGAAGAAUAAAGGCGUCCAAACAAUGAUUAAUAAUGUUGUUCGAUAUCUUCCCGAUCCUUCUGAAGUUGUAAAUAAGGGGAACGUGGCUUUGUAAGUUUAUUGUUUACGUUAAUCGCUUUUUUAGAAGUGAUGACAAAGUCGAGCCGAUUAUUUUUGAUCCUAAAAGGGCGAAUGAGGACAUCAAACCGUUCGUUGGACUGGCAUUCAAACUCGAGGUUUGUGUUUUUCUUUCUUUCCAUUCUAUUGUUUAGGCAGGGGCUUACGGUCAAUUGACCUACUUCCGUGUAUAUCAAGGGAAGCUUUCACGAGGCGACAUUGUUUAUGCCACCAGAGAUGGAAGAAAAGUUCGGGUGCAGAGGUUGGUUCGAAUGCACGCCAAUUCCAUGGAGGACAUCGAAACGGCAUACGCUGGAGAUAUUUGUGCUACUUUUGGGUUAGAUUGCCAUUCUGGAGAAACUUUCUGCGGUGAUGAAAAUUUGAGUGUCCAUUGCGUAAGUUUGGUAUCGAGAUUGUGAGCUUAACCAGAUAGUUUUUAGGAAUCAAUGCAUGUCCCGGAACCUGUGAUCUCCAUGUCACUAAAACCAGUGAACAGAAAGGACGCGGACAAUUUUGUUAAGGCUCUUACUCGAUUUACCAAAGAAGACCCCACUUUUCGAAGAGAAUAUAACGCGGAACACAAAGAAACCGUGGUCAGAGGAAUGGGCGAAUUACAUCUAGAGAUCUACGCCCAGCGAAUGAAAAACGAAUACAACUGUCCGGUGGAAUUGGGGAAACCAAGUGUGGCUUACAGAGAGUGUCUGGCCCAGCCUUACGAAUUCCAUUUCCGACAUAAGAAACAAACCGGAGGUCAAGGUCAAUUUGGUGAGAUUCAUGGAGUCAUCGAACAACUACCGCCUGAGAAAUUUACCCAAGUUGAAUUCACGGAUGAAACUUUUGGCAGCGGAAUCCCAAAGAAUCUUCUGCCGGCCUUGAAGAAAGGUCUUGAUCAGAUCACCACCGAAGGACCUCUCAUUAAAGCUCGGGUCGCUGGAAUCAAUGUUCGCCUACAAGAAGGAGCAACUCAUGCUGUCGAUUCGACGGAAAUCGCCAUGAUCAACACCAUGAUGAACAUGAUGAGAGAGGCGUACGAAAAGGGACAUUGGAUGCUGUUGGAGCCAAUAAUGAAGAUCGAUGUCACCACCCCAGGAGAGUAUCAAGGAGCAGUUACGACAUCACUCACUCAGAGAAAAGCAAUCAUUUCAGCGACAGAUUCGAAUGAUGGCUUCACAACAAUCACAGCAGAGGCACCCUUGAGUGACAUGUUCGGAUACAUGACAGCAUUACGCUCAAUUACCCAAGGAAAAGGAGAGUUCACUAUGGAAUAUUCAAAAUAUGCCCCGACCACCGAAGAAGACCAAGAGAGAGUGGUGUAUGAAUACAAAGUAGCAACUGGACAGAUUGAUCCCAAUGAAAAGGCCAAGAAGAAAAGGCGUUAG